This is a messenger RNA of Momordica charantia (bitter melon), 1290 nucleotides long. RefSeq lists its product as uncharacterized. Gene Ontology annotation, biological process: tRNA modification. The record is from RefSeq and is a predicted model, not a curated record. Lineage: Eukaryota; Viridiplantae; Streptophyta; Magnoliopsida; Cucurbitales; Cucurbitaceae. Gene Ontology annotation, molecular function: RNA binding.
GGCGUUUUGGGCUGCGCCACUGUUCAGGAUUUCCCUAUUUUGUUGCCGUCGUGAGUUGCUGAACUUUGUCAUCGGGAGUUCGUCGUCCGAAUCAACGGAAAAGCAGCGAAAUGGCAGAGAAAGAAGCUAACAACAAUGGCUACCAGCCUAAACCUGUAGCAGAAGCGUCGAAAGCGACAGAGAAUGUCGCUGAAAAUGGAGGGAAGACGAUGACGCCAUGGGAGCAGCACUCUGGCGUCAUAAGCAUCCCUCGCUUCGACUACAACGCACCAUCUGCACUUCUUCACCAUUGCCAUUCUGGAUUCCUCAUCACAUGCUCUAUCAAGAGGGAGAAGAGUGCCACAAAAGAAGCCAUCUCCAUCCUUGAAAAGUAUAUCCAGUACUUCAGCAGUUCUACCCCAGAAAAUUUGGAGGUAUCUGAUGAAAAUGAAGUUUCUAAAAGGAGGAAAAUAUGCACAGAGGAUGUUGAUCACAAAAGUGUUAAAGGAGAGGAAAGGAGUAGUGAUGAACAUGUUGAAGGAACUUCUAUGAAUUCUACAAAGUGUGAGGCAAGAGUAGAGAAAAGUUCUCCUAUUUCACUAGUGAAGCUGACAAGGAGUGGUCUGGUUUUGUUUACCCUUCCCAAGGAUAUCUCUCCUGACACUGUUUUUAUUGUCUUGGACAUAAUUCAGUCUCUGGAAGCAGGGACUUUGAAGUCACCAGCUUGGUGCCAUCGCAUAUUCCCCAUCCAAGCUACUUGCUGUUUGAAUGAAAAAGAUCUCCAGGCGGUUGUAUCAAAGCUCGUUCUUCGGUUCUUGAAGAAUAAAGAAAAUAUCCUUUCACACCCUGUAAAGUUUGCAGUAGGGUACAACAGAAGAGGCAUUGAAGAGACUGAGAUGAAGACUUGCAAAGAUAGUUCUGGUGCUAACGUUAUGGCGAGUCGCGAUAAAUGCUUCAGCAUUGUGGCCGCUGCGGUUAAAGAUGUCGUCUCAAACGCUGUUGUGGAUCUGAAAUCUCCCGAGUUCUGCGUCCUUGUUGAGCUGCUUCCCCUUUCUGGGUUGCCUCUGCCGUCGUUGGUAGUUGGGGUGUCAGUUCUUCCAAGCGAUCUUGUCACGACGAAGCCACGACUUUGCAUCAAAGCUUUGACUUCAGAUACCAAGGCAAAGAGUUGAAGGCACAAGUCAAUAGUAUAUUUAAUUCUAUUCAUCUCAUAGAAGAACAAGGUUGGAAAACUUCAGACUGCAGAUUUUGAAGAAAUUAUUAAGAUUUGUGAAUUCAUGUUCGUGUAUGAUUAAAUUAUUAUUUUAUUAA